Molecule: messenger RNA, 1618 nt
Organism: Juglans microcarpa x Juglans regia
Lineage: Eukaryota; Viridiplantae; Streptophyta; Magnoliopsida; Fagales; Juglandaceae
Product: solanesyl diphosphate synthase 3, chloroplastic/mitochondrial-like
Exons: 12
Coding region: 119-1381 (420 amino acids)
Biological process (GO): isoprenoid biosynthetic process; ubiquinone biosynthetic process
Cellular component (GO): transferase complex
Molecular function (GO): prenyltransferase activity
Source: RefSeq, a predicted model, not a curated record
UAAACGGCCAAAUCACUGUAGAGAGCUAAUUAUUUGGACUCACCGCCUCCCGUACCCCGUUCUCUCUCUCUCUCUCUCUCUCUCUCUCACUUGAUUUCUGUUCUCAAGUCUCUCGACCAUGUUAUUUUCUCGGAUUUCUAGGAUUCCGAGAACAGCCAUUAACGGGCGUCGCUGGUUUCUCUCUCUGUGGCCAGAACACCAUCCCCAAUUCCGUCGCUCCGAGAAUCCUUGCUUUCCUAAUGGUUCUUCCUUUAAGGUCUUGGCCGGUAGUGAAAAAUCUUACUGGGGUUUUCCAGCCUUGCAUGGUUUUAGACAUAAAAUCCACCAUCAGAGCAGCUCCAUAGUUGAGGAACAACAAGACCCCUUUUCACUUGUUGCUGAUGAGUUAUCACUUCUUGCUAACAGAUUGCGGUUGAUGGUAGUUGCUGAGGUCCCCAAGCUUGCAUCGGCUGCUGAAUACUUCUUCAAAAUGGGGGUAGAUGGGAAGAGGUUUCGUCCCACGGUUUUGUUAUUGAUGGCAACAGCUUUGAAUGUUUCUAUACCAGAACCAUAUCCCAGUGGGUACGGAGAUGCUUUGACUGACGAACUACGUGCCAGACAGCAAUGUAUAGCUGAGAUCACAGAGAUGAUUCAUGUGGCAAGCCUUCUACAUGAUGAUGUCUUGGAUGAUGCGGAUACAAGACGUGGCAUUGGUUCACUAAAUUUUGUAAUGGGCAAUAAGUUAGCAGUACUAGCAGGAGAUUUUCUGCUCUCUCGAGCUUGUGUGGCACUCGCCUCAUUGAAAAACACGGAGGUUGUAUCAUUACUGGCAAAAGUUGUGGAGCAUCUUGUGACAGGUGAAACCAUGCAAAUGAGUGCUACAUCUGAACAACGUUGUAGCAUGGAAUAUUAUAUGCAGAAAACAUACUACAAGACAGCAUCCCUAAUUUCCAACAGCUGCAAAGCAAUUGCCCUUCUUGCUGGGCAGACUGCAGAAGUUGCAAUGUUGGCUUAUGAGUAUGGCAGAAAUCUGGGACUAGCAUAUCAAUUGAUAGAUGACGUUCUUGAUUUCACAGGAACAUCAGCUUCCCUUGGAAAGGGUUCUCUAUCUGAUAUCCGUCAUGGAAUCAUAACUGCUCCAAUACUGUUUGCUAUGGAAGAGUUCCCUCAGUUGCGUGCAGUUGUUGAUCAGGGCCUUGACAACCCUGCAAAUGUUGAUCUUGCUCUCGAGUACCUUGGGAAGAGUCGCGGAAUACAGCGAGCUAGAGAGCUUGCCAUGAAGCAUGCCAACCUUGCUGCUGCAGCAAUUCAUUCUCUCCCGGAGAACGAUAAUGAGGAGGUAAGAAAAUCAAGGAGGGCACUCUUGGAUCUCACUCAUAGAGUCAUUACCAGAACCAAGUGACCAGACAAUACUUGCAAUUCACACCAUAAAUAGAGAGACAUUAUACGUGUCUUUCAUUAUUUCUGUAACGUGAGGGGCAAUGCCCCUCGUUUUGAUAUAUAUUCUUUCUAUCAUUGCAAUUUCUUUUUUCAAUAAUUUUUGGAAAAUCACUAUUUUCUUGUAAAUGAAACUCUUAGCUUGGAGAACAAUUACACAGCUGACUAUCUUACAAUGUGGAAUCGAUUGCCAUUGUGUCGA